Molecule: messenger RNA, 1095 nt
Organism: Neoarthrinium moseri
Lineage: Eukaryota; Fungi; Ascomycota; Sordariomycetes; Amphisphaeriales; Apiosporaceae
Exons: 2
Coding region: 1-1095 (364 amino acids)
Biological process (GO): translation
Cellular component (GO): mitochondrial small ribosomal subunit; ribosome
Molecular function (GO): RNA binding; structural constituent of ribosome
Source: RefSeq, a predicted model, not a curated record
AUGUCCUCGCUAAGAUACACCGUCCGCUGUCUUAGGGACAUCCGGCCAACCCCCAGGCCGCAAUGGCACCCGCCAGCAGCAGCGGCCACCACCGCCACGGCCACCACCGCCCUGCCCUACAGGCCGAGGAUACACCAGACCGCGAGGACCCUGUCCACGACGGCGUCGAGGCCCGCCGACCUCAACAACGACAUCACGAAAGAGCCCCCGCCUGGUUGGAAUGAGUUCCAGGGAGCUGUCGCUGCCACUGACGCCGACGCCGACGCCGACGCCGGCUCCUAUCCCGACUCCAGCUCCAGCUCCAGCUCCAGCUCGAGUUCCAACUUCGGCGCCCUCGAGGCCGCCAGCGCCGUCGCCGCCACCCCCUUCGCCCGUGCCGUUCCCGUCUCGCCCUCCUACUUCUCCCGCAAGCCCAUCUUCAACGACAGCUAUGUCGUCGUCCAGGACCUGGCCCGCAAGUACGCCCGCCUGCCCGUCCUGCCGCGCGACAAGGUUGCCCCGACCGCCUGGCGCACCAAGGAGCAGUACCGCCUAGCCAUCGGCGAGCACGUCAAGGGCCGCGACUACGCCGAGUGCAUGAAGCUGGUCAAGCGCCUCAACCAGAUCCAUCCCGACCUGAUGCCCGCCGAAGUCCUCGCCGGCCUUGCCCCUUUUAAGCGCGAGGUCAACUUCUACCUCAACAAGCCAAAGGUCCUGCCCAUCGACCGCUUCGGCCGCUCCCACGCCGUCGGCAAGCGAAAGAGCUCCAUCGCCCAGGCCUGGGUCGUCGAGGGCACCGGCGAGGUCCUCGUCAACGGCAAGCCCCUCAGCGACGCCUUUGGCCGCAUCCACGACCGCGAGAGCGCCGUCUGGGCCCUCAAGUCCACCGAGCGCAUCGACAAGUACAACGUAUGGGCCAAGGUCCAGGGCGGUGGCACCACCGGCCAGGCUGAGGCUCUGACGCUGGCCAUCGCAAAGGCCCUCUGCGUGCAUGAGCCCGCCCUGAAGAACCCACUCAGACGAGCCGGGUGUAUUACGCGGGAUCCCAGAAAGGUGGAGAGAAAGAAGCAUGGCCAUGUCAAGGCUCGCAAGAUGCCCACAUGGGUCAAGCGAUAG